UUAUUACUGUAAAUUUGGUUGUUCACAGACCUAUUUUUAACCCAGGCUGGGUGUGUCUUUCUUCCUGGCUCCAUUUACCAACUAAAUUAGCGAAGGUGUGACCAACCAAGCGCUUUUACUUUUGAUUUCACUGAAACCUUUCAGAGUAAAUUCUUUCAUUUUAACUUAACAUUUUAAGGACAUUCAGAAUUGCAGCUUUUCACUCUAGUGAUAAAAGCGUGUGCUUGUGAACAGCAUGAUGUCGGAGGAGGGACAGAAGAGAACGUCUCAAGCGGCUCGAGGUCAACGCACCGCUGACGGGCAUCAUGAGGGGACUUGUGACUACUGCGAAGGGACAAAACGGAAAGCCAGCAAAUUCUGUCUGCGGUGUCAGAUCAGCUACUGUGAGGAGCACCUUAAGGAUCACCUUGAAGUCCCUGCGCUGAAGAAACACAGGCUGCUUGACAGUUCUACAAACCCUCAGGAAAUGAUCUGUUCCCAGCAUGGAGAGAUAAGGAACAUAUUCUGUCGCACUGACUGUAAGUGUAUCUGUUAUCUCUGCUCCAUGAAUAAACAUAAAGGUCAUGACACAGUAUCAACUAACACCGAGAUGAUAAAGAGGCAGACAGAGGUCAGUGAAUUUGAGGAGAAUGUUAAAGAGAACAUUCAGGAUCUAGAGAAAGCCAUAAACCAACUUCAGCAGGAGAUCAAUCAGAUCAAAUGUUCAGCUGAGGAAGCAGUACAGGCCAGCGAGGCCAUGUGUAAUGAGCUUGUCGGACUCAUUGAGAAGAAACGUUCUGAGGUCAGAAAUCGAAUCAGAAUCCAGCAGGACGUGGCAGUCAGACGAGCCAAAGAAGUUCAGAAUAAUCUGGAAAAUUACCUUUCACAGAUGAAGAGGAUGGAAACACAAGUGGAGCAGCUCUCGUAUACAAAACAUGACAUUACAUUUCUCCAGAAUAGCCACUUAUUGCCAUGCGUGAGCAGGUCCACAGUCUCUGCUGGUUUCAGUAGCCGCCCUCUGCAGUACUUCAAAGAUGUGCAAACAGCAGUGUCAGAGGCCAAAGAAAAAAUAAAGCAACUUCUAACGAAGGAAUGUGAAAAGAGUUCAAAGAAAGUGACUGCAGUUGAUGUUUUACUGCCACAGUAUCCAAAGACCAGAGAGGAAUUCUCCAUAUAUUCAUUUCCUUUCACACUGAAUCCAAACACGAUGCACAGACAGCUGUUAUUAUCUGAAGGGAAUACAAAAGUAACAAAUGUAAAGGACCCAAUGCCAUUUCGUAUUUGUUCUUAUAAUGAAGGGUUCAGGGACAAGUGCCAGGUUCUGAGUAACGAAUGUUUCACUGGACCUUGUUACUGGGAAGUGGAGUGGAGUGGAUUAGCAGUUACAGUAGCCGUGUCAUACAAGAAUAUCAGUAGAUUAGGAAAUGAGGGGUUUGGUAACAACAAAAUAUCUUGGGCACUGAAGUGUUCAAGUGAAAAUUACUACAAAUUCAGACACAACUGUCAGGUCGCUGCUGUCUCAGGCCCCCCCUCCUCCAGAAUAGGAGUGUUUCUGGAUCCGGGUGCAGGGAAUCUGUCCUUCUACAGCGUCUCUGACACCAUGAAUCUCCUCCACAGAGUCCAGACCACGUUCACUGAGCCUCUAUAUGCUGGGAUUUGUGCUGAGUUUAAAGGGGUUAAAGCAAAACUGAUUUUGCUCAAGAAUACAUUGGCUAAAGAUUGAUUUACUCAUAUAAGGACUCAUUCGGUGAUAAAACAUGAAGUGACUUUUCUGUAGCUUGUUUUUACGUUUUUGUUUAAUUACGGAUGUGAUUUAACAUUGUGGAGACAUUUUAUAAGCACUGUGCUAAAAAAGUCACAAGUGUGGACAAAAAUAGAAGCUGGUUGUGUAAUUGGCUCUGCUGUUUGAGCCUGACUGGUUUGAUAAAACUGUCAUUUUGUGACAUCUGGGCAAUUUUCAGGCUUUCUAGGCCACAUCAUCAGAUGUCAUUGCUUGGGUCACAUGCAUUUCUCAGUUGUCUUUAGUAUAUUUUUGUUCCUAGUUUCUGCUUUAGAUUGUUUUUAACAGUAAUCUCAAGUCUGGUCUGUGCUUUUCUCCUACAACAGGACGGUUGCUUAAAAGAAUAACACACAUAUGGUUCCAGAACUCUAGGCUUGACAUUAAGGACCACGGAUAUGCUCUUAGUUUGACACUUGUUUAUAUCUUAACGGAAUUCCCCAUAUAUACUUAUGUCCUCGGGUAAAGAUCUAUAGAUGUAGUAAUUGUGUUAUAAUUUCAGAUACCUCAACACUACAAUAAUUUUAUUGCUAAAACACAGGUUAAUUGUUGAUUAAUGCAUUAAUUGUUAUUUGUGUAUGUUCUUACUGUCUAGUACUAGAUAGUGAUGAAACAAUUUAUCUUGAUGACAUUUCAACUUUUGCAUCACCAUCAGAACCUUAUCUAAGACGUCAAUAGUGAUGUGUAUUUUAUUUUCGUUGUUUACGCAUUCUUAAUCUAAUUCUAUAUUGAUUUAAAUGUCAGAAUAAUUGUUACAUGUUUAUUUGUGUUAUGGUGUAGUGGAACUUUGAGCUUAAUAAAAAGUUGAAAGUAUAGUUUGGUAGGAUAUAAAUAUAGGAUUAUUUUAAAUAGGAUAGUUUAAUAAAGUAAAGGGCGGUACUUCUUCUUCCAGGUCCAGCCACUGGCUGCACAAAUUCUCCGCCUCUUCAGUUCAAGGUAUUUAGUGUGUGUAAACCUUUGUCCUAGUUCCUCCUUCUGCAUAACUUAACUUUAACUUAACUUUCUCUCUUUUAUCCUCAAGACGCAUCGAUUUUCUCUAUCUUCUGUUCUUCUUCUUCUUUUAAAUUAAAUCCCCAAAUGAAACUGUGAUUUUGGGUUAAUUAGAAAGCCAAUUCACGUGACGCCAACUAAACUUUUUCAACAAACGUAAAAUUUUCAGUUGUCUUUAGUCAGUGUUUGUUUCUAGUUUUUGCUUUAUAUUGUUUUCAAGUUGGUCUGUGUGUGCAUUUGCUGGACACUUAAGGGUUUUUCGAGUAUUCAGGUUGUAUUUUCUUUCUAGUUAUAAUCUAGUUCCUGCUGUGUGCAGUGAGUUUUUGGUACUAGAUUCUGUUGUGUGCAGUGAGUUUUUGAUACUAGAUUCUGUUGUGUGCAGUGAACUGGAUGAUGAGCACUUUAUUAACUUUACGUGUGAUUGAGUUCACGCACAGUAAAAUGACUGAAUAUAAAUUCAAACAAAGACAAUUUGUGUCUUUCUUUGAAUUUGCAUUAAAAUGCAAAUUCAAAGCAGCCUAGCAAAUAGAACACAGAUAAAAACAGGAGGAAAUGCACUUAAGCAUUCACUUAGGCAGCAACACGGCAGCUCAGAUCGCCUAUCAUAACCGUGCUGUUCCUCUCUGCUUGUGUAUGAGGGGCCCUGUGACAGAUUGACAACCAGUCCAGGGUAAAAAACUACAGCUGGGACAGGCUCCAGCACCCUGUGUUCCUCUUUCUGCCCUCCUCCUGAUCUACAGUAUGACUAAAAUGAAUAAUGCUUAUAUUCAGAUUUAGUAAUUAGAUGUGUGAACAAAUUAAACAGUAGUCGAUUCUAUCAAGAAUAAUGGUCUGUUAAUAAAUCCUAAUGAAGUUCUGUUUAGUCCUACACCUGUGACACUAAUACAGCUCUAAAUGUAAUAAAAUUUGCAUCAAUAAAGAAUGAAAACUGGAAACAGUUGCAUUGAA
Molecule: messenger RNA, 3694 nt
Organism: Betta splendens (Siamese fighting fish)
Lineage: Eukaryota; Metazoa; Chordata; Actinopteri; Anabantiformes; Osphronemidae
Product: tripartite motif-containing protein 16-like
Exons: 2
Coding region: 236-1702 (488 amino acids)
Molecular function (GO): protein binding; zinc ion binding
Source: RefSeq, a predicted model, not a curated record